CUCCUCUUGUCUGAUUUAGCCCUAACCUAUACGGCUGCUACAUCCAGAUUUCCUCAUCCUGAUUAGGGAGGAACCAAAACCCUAAUCCUAUCUUGUUCUGUCCUAUAAAUCGCUUCGACAGCAGUUUCUUUCUCUUCUUCUUCUUCUUCUUCUCUUUCGUUUCCGUUUCAAUAUCAUCUGAUUUGAUUCAUGGUUUCUCAUCUCGAACCCUAAUUUAUACAUCCAUCAAGUUGUGUUCUUCUUCUUUUGGGCAAUCAGUGGUUAGUCUAAAGUCUAGGAUUUUCAUAUAAAGAUUUGAUAUUUCGUUGAAAUCGAAUCUUGAUUUCGUAUAUUUGUGUUGUGUGUCUCUGUUCUUGCUUUAUCUCUUUGGUUUUUUUUCUUUUCUUUUUCUCCUUUUGUUUAUCCGUAGAAGACUUCUCGGUGAAAUCGAAAGCUUGUUGCUUUAUCUCGAUCUUGGUGUUUAGCUGAAUCGUGUUGUUAAGAUGGCUGGUGGUGGAAACAGGAGAGAUGAAGGAUCGAUCACGAUCCAGAGUACCAAUUUGUUUGCAGCUUUGGACACUCGUAAGAAGAAGAAGAAGUCUGACAAGGCAGGGAAGAGCAAAGGAUCCUCUAAGUCACGAGAGGCAGAGAAGGAGCCUGAGCCACAGGUCUUUUGGCAACCUACCCCUCUGAAAGUUAAGUCUUGGGCUGAUAUUGAUGAUGACGAUGACGAUGAUGACUAUUACGCCACCACUGCUCCUCCUCAGUCUGGCUGGAGCGCUGCUGAGCCUGCCCAAACUGAUUCAAAAGACGUUCAUGUUGAGGAAAGUGAAAGUGAGGAAGACCUUCUUGAUGAAGGUGAUGAUGAUGUGGAGGAGGAGCAAGAACAGGAAACAGAGGUACAGGUUCAUCCAGAGCCUGAGGCUGAGGUGAAGAAGGCUCCUGAAGUUCCUGCACCUCCUAAAGAGGCAGAGAGGCAACUUUCCAAGAAAGAGAGGAAGAAGAAGGAACUUGCUGAGCUCGAGGCUUUGUUGGCUGAUUUUGGAGUUACCCCUAAGGAGAACAAUGGCCAAGAAGAAUCUCAAGAGGCUAAACAAGAGAAGAAAGAAGAGGCCAACGGAGAAGGAGAGAAGAAGGAGAAUGCAGCAGGUGGGGAGUCAAAGGCAUCGAAAAAGAAGAAAAAGAAGGAGAAGCAGAAGGAGGCAAAAGAAUCUCAAGAGCUACAAGCAAACAACAACGCAGAUGUUGUGGAGGAAGCUACUGUGUCCGAACCAACAGAGGAAGAAAUCAAAGAAAGGCUAAAAAAGCUUGCAUCCAUGAAGAAGAAGAAGUCAGGCAAAGAGGUGGAUGCUGCAUCAAAAGCAGUUGCGGAGGAGGCAGCUGCGAGACGUAAGAAGCUGGCUGCUGCAAAGAAGAAGGAGAAGAACCACUAUAACCAACAGCCUGUGCGGUAAAUCCUGAAUCACCACCAUUUUGAUCUUGAUGGAAAUACAAAUAUGAACAUGUAUUUCGCCGUAUAUUGUUCAUAUGAGUCUCUGUCCUAAUAAGUAUUUUGAAGGGUCUGGUUUUUAGGGUUAAAGACAUUGAAUCCUUUUUUUAGUCGUAUUACAUUGAACAGGCUAAAGUCAAAACUUCUCUCUUCUGUUUCUUUUCGAACACCUUUCUUUUUAAAAUAUCAGACCUUUUUUUAGGUACA
Capsella rubella is the source of this 1675-nucleotide messenger RNA. RefSeq names its product nucleolar protein 58. The transcript is spliced from 3 exons. The record is from RefSeq and is a predicted model, not a curated record. NCBI's taxonomy places the organism in Eukaryota, Viridiplantae, Streptophyta, Magnoliopsida, Brassicales, Brassicaceae. Bases 483 to 1433 code for a protein of 316 amino acids.